AUGUCCACCUCACUCGAUAUCCUGGUCGAUGAAUGGCUUCGGCUGGAUCAAAAUGCUGACACUAGAAACGAGAUUGAACAACUCCGAAACAAAGGAAAUACUGGGGAGCUGGAGAAAAGGAUGAGGAAUCGAAUUGAAUUUGGGACGGCAGGUCUUAGAGGCCGCAUGGAAGCUGGCUGGGCUCGUAUGAAUGAUCUCAUAGUAAUACAAUCUUCUCAGGGUCUCUGCGCGUAUGUUUUGAAGCAUGUAGACAAUGCGAUGGAGCGCGGUGUGGUCAUUGGGCAUGACCAUCGAUAUCACUCAGCUCGAUGGGCGAGGUUGACUGGUUUGGCGUUCAUUGCACAAGGUGUCAAAGUUUACCUGCUUCGGGGCCUAGUUCAUACACCCAUGGUUCCCUUUGGCGUCAAAAGGCUACACGCGGCAUGUGGCGUGAUGAUCACAGCCAGCCAUAAUCCAAAGGACGACAACGGGUAUAAAGUCUACUGGGAAAAUGCGGUACAGAUAAUCGGGCCGCACGAUAAAGGGAUCGCUGACUCUAUCAAAGACAAGCUUGAACCGAAGAGCUGGGACAUGAACGAUAUCACGUCUUCCCCACUUUAUCAAGAUCCGACUGAUAGUUUGGCACAAGACUAUUUUGCUAGCAUAGGCAAACUGUGUGUUUCUGCCCCUCUCAAUUCUCUGACCAAUGUCAGAUUCGUCAACACUUCUAUGCACGGCGUCAGCCACCCAUUCGUGGCCAAGGCUUUUGAGAUUUUUGGGCUCCCUCCUUUCAUUCCAGUAAGGGAGCAGCAGGUUCCUGAUCCAGAAUUCCCCACAGUGAAGUUUCCAAAUCCGGAGGAAAAAGGUGUGUUACAUGCAGACCUUGCAAUCCAAACAGCAGACAGAGUGGGGGCAGCGUAUUUUUUAGCGCAGGACCCGGAUUCUGACAGAUUCUCCGCGUCUGAGAAGAGGUCGGAUGGGAAUUGGACUAUAUUCACGGGCGAUCAAUUAGGGACCUUGUUUGCUGGGCGAGUACUGGAGUUGUACAAGGCUUCCGGGAAGCCUAUAGAACAGCUCGCUAUGGUUGCGUCCACAGUAAGCUCUAAGAUGAUAGAGACUAUGGCACACAUUGAAGGAUUCAGAUUUGUGGAGUGCUUGACCGGAUUCAAGUAUAUUGGAAACACUGCAUUGGGCUUGGUUGAAGACGGCUUUGAGGUGCCGUUUGGUUACGAGGAAGCCAUUGGAUAUAUGUUUGGCUGUGAGGUCCGAGAUAAAGACGGGGUUGCAGCAACAGCCGUUUUUGCAGAACUUGUAGCCUCGCUGCAUCGACAGGGGAAAACAGCAUCUGAAUAUCUCCAGGAGCUUUAUGACAGAUACGGCUAUUUUGUAACAAGCAACAGUUACUUCAUCUGCGAUGAUGCCCAUAUCAUCGAUCGUAUUUUCACUCGCAUUCGCAACUAUGACGGAAAAGCCGCACAAAACCAUCCAGCCUAUCCUCAGACCAUCGCCGGGCUUAGCAUCACUGGUGUCUGUGACUUGACUACCGGCUACGAUAGUUCCAACCCACCGGAAUACAAGCCCAAGCUUCCACUGUCGUCUGGGCACAUGAUUCAAUUCAGGGCACAAUCUCGGGAGGGCGUUAAAAUUGUGUUGACGACAAGGACCAGCGGCACGGAACCCAAGAUCAAAUAUUAUCUAGAAGGUAGUGGAAAGGCGUUGUCGACGGUGAAACAAGUGCUGCAUGACGUGGUUCAAGAGCUUGGAGAGGAUUGGCUUCAGGCAAGCCGUAAUAAGCUAGGGCGACCAUAA
This is a messenger RNA of Heterobasidion irregulare TC 32-1, 1788 nucleotides long. RefSeq lists its product as uncharacterized. Gene Ontology annotation, molecular function: magnesium ion binding; phosphopentomutase activity. Lineage: Eukaryota; Fungi; Basidiomycota; Agaricomycetes; Russulales; Bondarzewiaceae. The record is from RefSeq and is a predicted model, not a curated record. The coding region runs from base 1 to 1788 and encodes 595 amino acids. The transcript has 21 exons. Gene Ontology annotation, biological process: purine ribonucleoside salvage; carbohydrate metabolic process.